AUGCCCGAGCCCUCCCGCUCGGCCCCCGCGCCCAAGAAGGGCUCCAAGAAGGCGGUGACCAAGGCGCAGAAGAAAGACGGCCGCAAGCGCAGGCGCGGCCGCAAGGAGAGCUACUCCAUCUACGUGUACAAGGUGCUCAAGCAGGUGCACCCCGACACCGGCAUCUCGUCCAAGGCCAUGGGCAUCAUGAACUCCUUCGUCAACGACAUCUUCGAGCGCAUCGCCAGCGAGGCGUCGCGCCUGGCGCACUACAACAAGCGCUCGACCAUCACGUCGCGCGAGGUGCAGACGGCCGUGCGCCUGCUGCUGCCCGGCGAGCUGGCCAAGCACGCCGUGUCCGAGGGCACCAAGGCCGUCACCAAGUACACCAGCUCCAAGUGA
Molecule: messenger RNA, 381 nt
Organism: Lepus europaeus (European hare)
Lineage: Eukaryota; Metazoa; Chordata; Mammalia; Lagomorpha; Leporidae
Product: H2B.U histone 2
Exons: 1
Coding region: 1-381 (126 amino acids)
Cellular component (GO): nucleosome
Molecular function (GO): protein heterodimerization activity; structural constituent of chromatin; DNA binding
Source: RefSeq, a predicted model, not a curated record